UGGAGGGGCUGUGCCGGGGGCGUGGGGGGGCUUAAAAGGGAGAUGGGGUCCCCGGCACAGCCCCAUCGUGGUGGGGACACGGAGCUGGUGGGAUCGCACCAUGGCCUGGGCCCCUCUGCUCCUCGCGCUGCUCGCCCAUGGCUCAGGUUCCCUGGUCCAGGCAGCGCUGACUCAGCCCCCAUCGCUCUCAGUGGAGCCAGGAAAGAACGCCCAGAUCACCUGCUCCGGGAGCAGCAACAACUAUGGCUGGUACCAGCAGAAGGUGCCUGGCGGUGCCAUUGUCACUGUGAUCUACGGUGACACCAGGAGACCCUCGGACAUCCCUUCGCGAUUCUCUGGAUCCAGCUCUGGCUCCACGGGCACGUUAACCAUCACUGGGGUCCAACCCGAGGACGAGGCCGUCUAUUACUGUGGUGGCUACGAUGGCAGCAAUUAUGUAUUUGGGGCCGGGACCAUGCUGACCGUCCUAGGCCAGCCCAAGACGUCCCCCACUGUGUACCUCUUCCCACCACCCAGUGAGCAGAUCGAGUCUGAGGGCAAAGCCACCAUAGUGUGUCUGUUGGGAGACUUCUACCCCAGCUCCAUGCAGGUGACCUGGACGGCUGAUGGCAAAACCAUCAGCACUGGGGCCGACACCAGCAAGGCGGUGCGGCAGGCCAACAACAAGUACUUGGCCAGCAGCUACCUGACCCUGGGUGCCUCUGACUAUAAGAGCCACGAAACCUAUGCCUGCAAGGUCACGCACGAGGCUGGAGAUGUAGAGAAGAUCCUGAAUAGAUCCCAGUGCUCCUAACCCCACUGGGAUGUCCCUGUUCCCUGCGCACCCUCGUGCCCCCCCCUUCCCCACCAUGAGGGGCAGCGGUUCUCUCCCUGCUGCGGAUGUCCCCCAGUGCCCUGUUCCUGUCCCCCCACCCUGAGUGUCCCACAAAUAAACACCGACACUGAACUAGCGCUGCCUCAGCA
Molecule: messenger RNA, 963 nt
Organism: Neopsephotus bourkii (Bourke's parrot)
Lineage: Eukaryota; Metazoa; Chordata; Aves; Psittaciformes; Psittacidae
Product: immunoglobulin lambda-1 light chain-like
Exons: 4
Coding region: 101-793 (230 amino acids)
Biological process (GO): immunoglobulin production; immune response
Source: RefSeq, a predicted model, not a curated record